Zingiber officinale is the source of this 1847-nucleotide messenger RNA. Its product is annotated as protein SOSEKI 3-like. The record is from RefSeq and is a predicted model, not a curated record. The transcript is spliced from 6 exons. Lineage: Eukaryota; Viridiplantae; Streptophyta; Magnoliopsida; Zingiberales; Zingiberaceae. The coding region runs from base 82 to 1689 and encodes 535 amino acids.
UUCCGUUACGGAUUUUCCUGUUUAACUCUCGAUCGAGGGACACCGUACCAGCACUCCGGGGAGCGUCGUUGAAUUCGAUUAAUGUCCUCCUCCGCUGCCGCCGCCGCCGCCGUUCUUCCUCUCUCUCUCGGUCUCUCGAGCAACGCCGGGAAGCUUGUAGUGGAGAUGGAAGGAGGAGGAAGGGGACACGGCGACCAGGGCACCCCGGAGAGAGUUCGAGCUUGGCAGUCGGAGCUGGCUUCGCCGGUGGGGAGGAAGAUUCCCGUGGUUUACUACCUCUGCCGGAACCGCCGCCUCGAGCACCCCCAUUUCAUCCAAGUCCCCCUCUCCUCCCCCGACGGACUCUUCCUCAGAGAUGUGAUCAAUCGGCUAGACGAGCUGAGAGGAAAGGGCAUGCCCGCCAUGUACUCGUGGUCCUGCAAGAGGAGCUACAAGAACGGAUUCGUCUGGCAAGAUCUCGCCGACGACGAUCUGGUGCUCCCGGCGAACGGCGACGAAUAUGUCCUCAAGGGCACCGAGCUGCUGCAUCAGUCUUCUUCAGUUUCAGGUCGGAUUCAGCAAGGCAAUGGCAACUGCAGGUUGCCGAUCUUGAACCCUCAGCAGCAAGACGGCGCCAUUUUUUCAGCAGGUCAAGAAGCCUCGCCGGUAAUCGAAGGGCUGAAGAAGCCAGCGUCACCACCUUGGCCUCAAGGCGAUGGCCAAAAGCCUUCCUCACCAGCGAAUGGCCGGAGUUUCAGAGAGCGUCGAUCGUGUAAGCCCGUUGAAGCUUCUGAUGCUUCGACUCAGACCGAUGACAGCCCGCCUUCCACUGAAUUCGAUCCGGCAAAGCCACAGAGCAGCGACCUACGGUCCAAAGGUGGUUCAAACGCCGGCGCAGACGAGAACGAUUCAUUCUCUAGCGGGAAGAUGGAGACUUUGGAGUCUCUGAUCAGAGCUGACGCCGGCAGGAUCAACAGCUUCCGAGUGCUCGAAGAGGAGGAGGUUCUCUUCCACACAGGGCCAAAGCUGAGGCCAACAAGCGUGCUGAUGCAACUGAUCACAUGCGGGGCGAUCUCAGUGAAGGAUCACCAAAGCUUUGGCCUAGUGCCGACCUACAAGCCAAGCUUCUCCCACGCCAAACUGCCUUCUCCCAUGUUUUCAAGAUCAACGAUGCACAUGCACGGGGAGCUCGAUUGCCUGCCCGACAACAAUCGGAGGCUGAUCGCGCUUCGAUUCGACGACAAGGAGUGUUUCAGCGGGAGCUUGGUCGAGACAAAGAAGCACAGGAGCAUAGUUGGGGAAAUGGCGGCGCCCACACUCAAACGCUCUUCUUCAUACAAUGCAACCGACAGAAGCUGCAAGACCCCAGAUUCGAAGCAGGUUAUCGCAAAUCUGACAGAGGCAUCGCGCCCCAAGUGCCUUCCCCGAGUAAUGAAAUCUGUGCCAAACAAACAAUCUAAAGACGAAGCGAUCAGGCUAUCCUUUUCGGAUGCCCCGAGGAAGUCUUCUGUUGAGCUACACUGCAGGGAGUCGUCAAAUGAAGAGAUCCAGAGUAUGGGACCUUCAGGCAAUGCACCAUCGACUGGUGUGGAGUCUUUGGAAGGCAAAACUGACAAGUUGAUCAAAAUUGAGGAAAGACUUAUAUCGGGAGCUCGGGUCACCAUUCAGUCGAGAGCUCCAUGCGAUGCGAGUGAGGAUUCGGAUUCUUAAGCAGAGUUGCUCUCUGUGAAGCAUCUUUGUAGAAUGGUUGAUAGAUAGGUCAGCGCGCAUGAUAUGUGAUUUCUCAAGUUGCUGUAGGCGCAGUCUUGUUCUGGUUAUGUUUGUAAGCAGUUCAAUUUCUAAUCUUGCCCAGCUGCCUUUAUUUGGUA